Molecule: messenger RNA, 1809 nt
Organism: Styela clava
Lineage: Eukaryota; Metazoa; Chordata; Ascidiacea; Stolidobranchia; Styelidae
Product: kelch domain-containing protein 10-like
Biological process (GO): positive regulation of stress-activated MAPK cascade
Molecular function (GO): protein binding
Source: RefSeq, a predicted model, not a curated record
AGAUUCGCGUCUGUAGGCUACUGUAAAGCUUAAGCCCAAAGCUGAUGAUUCUUCUCAUCUUUGUUUACGGACAAAUGAAAUGCUGAUAAAAGUCUGCAUUUGAAAUAUAGACAAAACUUGUACAGUUAAUUCUGUUUUGUUUUCAAUGAUGUUGCUGGGUGCAGGCAUUUGAUUGUUUCGCUUCUACACAUUUACGCAAGCAUUCUGAAAAAAAUUGAUGUUAUAGCCUAUUCGGCAUGGAUUGCAAAGAUGACACCAUUGUUGGCGUCAAUAAAUUGAUAAGGUUGAAUCCUUCAACAGGUCAAGAUUCACCCUCUGCACGAAGUGGUCACAGAGCUGUCGCUAACGAAACCCACAUGUGGGUUCUUGGGGGGUACAACCCUGGGAAUGUCAAUACACCGCUUUUCAGGGAAAUUUGGAGGUUGAAUAUUGCAACAGGACAAUGGAAUUUAAUGCAGUGCGAAGGAGACAUGCCAGGGGAACUUGCGUCGCAUUCAACCAUCAUCGACAACAGUCACAUGCUUGUAUUUGGUGGAACCGGAUAUCCAUUUGGAAUAAAUAGUAGCAACAAAUUGAGUGUAUGUAACUUACGAUCAGGUGUUUGGAGAGAACUAAAAUGUGAUGGAAAUCUACCUGAUGAAAAGUAUGGACAGGCGAUGACACUUUACAAAAGGAAGUUAAUUGUUCAUGGAGGAACAUCUGGAUAUUUUUAUAAUACUGAUCUACACAAAUUAAACUUGAAGACAUUAAAAUGGAACAGAAUCAUACCAAAUAACGUGUUUUCGGAAAUGCCAGCUGAAAGGUACAGACAUGAAAUUGCAUUAUUUCAAGACAAUCUUAUUAUCCUGGGCGGGGGAACAUCAAAUUCUGUCAAUAAUCUAAGAAUAUUGCAUUCUUUCAAUUUUAAAACAACACGAUGGACAUGUCGUGUCACAAAACCAGAUUCUUUACAAAACCCUGGUUAUCCUGCAUCCAGACGUUGCCAUGGUUGUGUGCAAUUGCAAGAUGAAGCCGUAAUAAGUGGUGGAUAUGAUGGUAUCCGUAUUACUGGAGAUGUUUGGAAAAUCAAUUUACGAACUAUGCAAUGGACAAAAAUAACUGAUAUGAUAGAGCCAGUUUAUUUCCAUUCUGCAACUGUGACUCCGGAUGGACGCAUGUAUAUAUUCGGUGGUGUUUCUUGCAUUGAACCAAACAUUCGAACUGCAAGUUGUUACAGAAUGUGGUUGAGACUACCAAGUCUUCAAACAUUAUGUUGGCAAAAGUUGCUCAAUUCUUUCCCCCAACUAAAAAAAUUACCUCACAAAAAACUUAUUGAGCUUGGUGUGAACAGAAGCUUGACCAGUCAGUUGCCUUACCCAGUAGGAGCAUGAUCAAGAUAAAGUGUGCUGUACAUGGUUACGGGGUUGAGUCAUUGAACUGAUUCAUCAUUGCUGGUUUUGGACAGAUAAAAUGUUGCUUUCGAUGUUGUGGUAUCGGAAAUACCUCAAAAAAAUUCAUUCUUCCCUAAUAAAGAAUAUUUAUUUUUGAAAAAUCCACAGUGGAGCGAGUGUUACCUAUUAGUAAUAACUAUCUAUCUCUAUUGCAAGCAUCUGGUUUUAAUGUAAUUUUUUGCCUUCAUCUAGCGGCCUGGGAAGUAUAGAAUGCUCCCCCCCAAUCACAAAAUAAACACCUUAUAUAAUUAAUUACUAGUCCAGGCUGCUUGCUUUUAAUGCUACUCUAUUUAUCAUUUUUUCGCAUGGUGUUUUUAGGCUAGAAUUAAGCACUUAAAAAUUUGUUGUUUUUCAAAUAUAUAAUUUUCUUUCAACUGGG